GUGGUUAAUUUAAUUACUCGCGGCGCGUCUUAUCUCGGAGAUGCGAAGCGGCGCGUGGUUGGGGAACUAGGAAUUUGUAACCGGAAAGAUGAACUUCUCGCCGCAGCGAGAUUUCGCAGUUACGGUUUUAUUGUUGGUGACGGUGACACUAAACUUUUUGGGCCAAUUGAAACCAAUGGGGUUGCGGCACGU
This is a messenger RNA of Sphenostylis stenocarpa, 192 nucleotides long. The record is from the annotation of a GenBank genome assembly. NCBI's taxonomy places the organism in Eukaryota, Viridiplantae, Streptophyta, Magnoliopsida, Fabales, Fabaceae.